UGACCCCUUUCUAUCAGCUCUGGGGGAGGGAGGUAAAAAGUGAAAAGGAUUUUACCUGCGUCAACAGAAACCUUCCAAAGUGAGGACCUGCUGUAAGAGCAUCAUAUGGUUUUUUUUGGACAUCAGCCUAGUCUGGGUCUUUUCAGCAUUUGUCAGCGUGGAAGAGAGACAUCUGGCACCUGUCUCCUUGUUUGAACACCUAUCACAGGUUCUCAUCUAGCUCCCACCUACAAUCAAGAUGUAUAGUUUCAUGGGAGGAGGUCUAUUUUGUGCCUGCGUAGGCAACAUACUACUGGUCGUAUCUACAGCGACUGAUUACUGGAUGCAAUAUCGUUUGUCAGGGGCAUUCGCCCACCAGGGUCUCUGGAGAUACUGUGAUACUGGAAAAUGCUACAUGCAGACUGAGAGCAUUGCUUACUGGAACGCCACACGGGCCUUUAUGAUCCUGUCUACUUUGUCCUGCUUUGCUGGUAUCAUCGCUGGAAUUCUCUCCUUUGCUCACUUCUCCACUUUCCAACGGUUUAACAGAUCCUUUGCUGCUGGGAUCAUGUUCUUUAUUUCCACCCUGUUUGUGCUGUUGGCCAUGGCAAUCUACACAGGAGUAACUGUCAAUUUCCUUGGAAAGCGUUAUGGAGACUGGCGUUUCUCUUGGUCCUAUAUCUUGGGUUGGGUGGCUUUGCUUAUGACCUUCUUUGCAGGGAUAUUUUACAUGUGUGCUUAUAGGAUGCACGAGUGUCGGCGAGUGACGGGACCACGUUAACGCAACACGAACAGUUGCAUGACACCUCUCGGAUAAAGAAAUCAUCCUUCAAAGGAAAAAAGGAAGCAGCUACUUAUAUUUUAAUCUUCAUUAGCCAAUUGUGUUUGCACCUCAGCAGUAAGGUGACCAUUAGAUAAGUUUUAGAGUUAAUUAUUAGAAGAAAAUGAAGAAAUCACUGUAGUGAUUAUUUGAUAUGGUUUUUGCCCUUCAAUCACAUUUUAAGAGGAGUAACACGGUAUUCAAUGAUAAACAUAGGACCUAUUUAGCAAUGUCAAACUGCAGCAUUUCUGUCACAAAAUUUUAAUAUGAUACAAACGGUAAAACCCACUAAGGGCGGUCCCUAUACUUUCAGCUAAGUGGCUCUAAAAAUGUAUAGUAUACAGUAUAUAACCAGUUUUUGGGGCCUUCGCUCUUU
Messenger RNA from Pelobates fuscus (common spadefoot toad), 1175 nucleotides. RefSeq names its product lens intrinsic membrane protein 2 (gene LIM2). The record is from RefSeq and is a predicted model, not a curated record. The transcript has 5 exons. Gene Ontology annotation, molecular function: structural constituent of eye lens. The coding region runs from base 239 to 760 and encodes 173 amino acids. NCBI's taxonomy places the organism in Eukaryota, Metazoa, Chordata, Amphibia, Anura, Pelobatidae. Gene Ontology annotation, cellular component: plasma membrane.